Leptinotarsa decemlineata (Colorado potato beetle) is the source of this 557-nucleotide messenger RNA. RefSeq names its product Molybdenum cofactor synthesis 2A (gene Mocs2A). Gene Ontology annotation, biological process: Mo-molybdopterin cofactor biosynthetic process. NCBI's taxonomy places the organism in Eukaryota, Metazoa, Arthropoda, Insecta, Coleoptera, Chrysomelidae. Gene Ontology annotation, cellular component: molybdopterin adenylyltransferase complex; cytosol. The record is from RefSeq and is a predicted model, not a curated record.
GCAUAACUAUGCUGGAAUGUCACCGUGAAAUGGUGAAAUAAUUAUCUUUGUGUUUAUAUUUUGAUAGGGAGUAAUCAUAUGUACUUAUAUUUUAAUUGGUUGAUAAGUGUACUUGAAUACUUGCUUUACAGAUUACGUGGACCGCGAGAAAUACAUGCUUUCGAUAUGGUCUGUGAAUAGAGUAAUGAAUGUUCAUAUAAAAAUCUUAUUUUUUGCUAAAGCAAGAGAAAUUGUCGGCAAAAGCUCAGAUUUCAUUAAUAUAACGCCUUCUCUGACUUACCAAGAACUGUUGGAUAAAAUUGUUUCCUUCUAUUCUCUUGAAGAUAUAAAAGAUAACUUGAUUUUGUCUGUUAAUGAAGAAUUCUGUGAAGAUACCACAAUCACCUUGAAAGCUGGUGACGAAAUAGCAGUUAUUCCUCCUUUGAGCGGUGGCUAAAACAAACUUUUCAAAAUGAAUCACUUGAAACUAACAAAGGAAAAAUUGUCCUCCGAUUCAAUAAUUGAUUUAGUAAAGUGCAAUACUUGUGGAGCAAUUUCCCUGUUCAUAGGGACUACAA